AGAUAUAUCAAUUGAACAACCAGAAGCCUCGUUGACUUGAACCAGCAACCUAGCCGAUACAGGACCAGGAGACCAGUCAACUCAUUAGUUUCUGCGCCGUAGAGUUGGGGACCUCUUUGACUGUGGUAACGAUGCCGGCAGAAACGCGUGCCACCGGGGACGGGACCUGCCAGGCUCUGUGCCAAACCCUGGUCUCUCAGAACGGGAUCCAGAGAAACACGGCUGACAUCUCCAAGUCUCUCCUCUACACAUCACUGAUGGGGCUGCUACUGGUUGUAGACAAAGAGAAAGAAAAGCUCAAGGUUGGGAGUGGAAGAGUCGGCCUUCGUAACGUAGGAAACACGUGUUUUCUGAAUGCGGUGGUUCAGUGUCUAUCUCACACCAGAGGUCUGAGGGACUACUGUCUGGUCAAAGCCUACAGACAGGAGAUGUGCAGUAGAGAGGAACCACACCUCAUGGAGGCGUUCUCCCAGGUGCUGUUGAGUCUCUGGGAUGUGAACGAAGAAAACCAUAACACAGAAGUGAAUCCUGGGAAGUUCUACAGCAUCUUCAAAGAGGCGGUGCCUUACUUCAGCGGAUACAGUCAACAGGAUGCUCAGGAGUUUCUGAGGUUCUUAUUGGACAGGCUUCACUGUGAGAUCAACCGCCGGCCGUACGUCUGGCUCACCAGCCUGGAGCCUGAACCCAAAUGCACCACAGAUUGACUCUCAGGAUUGUCUGCAAUGUGGAAGAGACACCUGGAGAGGGACGACAGUAAGAUCGUUGAUCUGUUUACAGGUCAGCUGCGUAGUUCUCUCCACUGCUCUGUGUGUUCUCACUACUCCACCUGCUUCGACGUCUUCUGUGACCUGUCUCUACCCGUCCCUAAGAGGAGUGCAGCAGGGGGCGGGUCUCUGAGGGAGUGUCUUGAUCUGUUCACACAGGAAGAGAAGCUGGACGAGGAGAACGCUCCCAUGUGCGAGAGGUGUAACAGACGGACAGAGAGCACCAAGAGGCUGACCAUCCAGAGAUUCCCACAGGUCAUCGUCAUGCAUCUGAACCGGUUUGCCAUGUCACGGUAUAUGGUGUGUCGGAGUACAGUGUGUGUCUCCUUCCCUCUGACCAGCCUGGAUUUGGGGCCCUACGGACCGGUCGACUGUGGUCCUGUGUUGUAUGAUCUGUAUGCAGUAUGUAACCACAGUGGGACAGUCAACAUGGGCCACUACACAGCCUGUUGCCUGGAGAACGACGGAUCGGGAUGGUGCUGUUACAACGACUCCUGUGUGACUCCUAUAUCAGAGAACCAACUGCAGUCUGCUCAGGCCUACGUCCUCUUCUACCAACGCAGGAAGUGAACCAUCGGGCAGCCAAUCACUACAGCUGUAACUGCAAGCAUAGCAUUCAGCAGCCAAUCAGAAAAAUUGUUACUACAAGCAGAGCUUUCAGCAGCCAAUCGCUACAGCUGUUACUACAAAUGGAAUAUUACAAAGAGCUGUGAUGUAGCGCUAUUGUAACCAAGCAACCAGCAUCUCAGCCAACUGGUCUGAUGUUGACUACUUGAGGAUUGAGUGAGUCUGGGACAGAGACAGCACAAAGGGGUAGAAAGACAGAAGAAUGGAAUAGACGGCUUGGGUGAGGAGAGGAGAAAGAGAAGACCAGUGUAGGAAUGUUCCUAGCCAGCUCAGCUAGGAGCGUGUGUGUGUGUGUAGACCUUCAGUUCAAACAGACAGUUAUUACUGGACACACACACACACAACCAUGAGGAAACAUGUCAACAAACAUGUUAUCAGACUUGUGCUACACACCAACUAACCAACUAUCGGACAGACCGCUUUCCAGAGAAGCCUUCAGAAUGUGUUAUAAUAGUCUAGACAACGUCUGUCCUGGUAGAAACAUUCAUUUACGCUGAGUAGAAAUAGUCUAGACAACGUCUGUCCUGGUAGAAACAUUCAUUUACGCUGAGUAGAAAUAGUCUAGACAACGUCUGUCCUGGUAGAAACAUUCAUUUACGCUGAGUAGAAAGUUGCUUUUUAUUUUUAUGCUGCUAAAUAUAUAUAUAUACAUUUUUAUAAAACACCAACUAGGACUGUUUAUCAAAGGGGUGUUUGAGCAACUUAUGACAUUUUUUCUAAAUUAACAAUUAUUUAAAUGAUAAUUUCUUUACAUGUCACUUGUUUGUUUUUAUUUAACUUAAUUCAUUUGAUUAAAAUGUUUUGUUUCGCUUCUUCUUGUAAAUAAAACUGGUGAGUUGGUA
Molecule: messenger RNA, 2233 nt
Organism: Oncorhynchus nerka (sockeye salmon)
Lineage: Eukaryota; Metazoa; Chordata; Actinopteri; Salmoniformes; Salmonidae
Gene: usp21
Product: ubiquitin specific peptidase 21
Exons: 12
Biological process (GO): protein deubiquitination
Cellular component (GO): cytoplasm
Molecular function (GO): cysteine-type deubiquitinase activity
Source: RefSeq, a predicted model, not a curated record